This is a messenger RNA of Solea senegalensis (Senegalese sole), 1480 nucleotides long. It is a transcript of the gene rasd1, whose product is annotated as RAS, dexamethasone-induced 1. Lineage: Eukaryota; Metazoa; Chordata; Actinopteri; Pleuronectiformes; Soleidae. The transcript is spliced from 2 exons. Gene Ontology annotation, molecular function: GTPase activity; GTP binding. Bases 108 to 908 code for a protein of 266 amino acids. The record is from RefSeq and is a predicted model, not a curated record.
AGACCCGCAACUCAGACAGAAACAGCAACAGCAGCGACACAGAAGUCAUCUCAAAAGGAGGGGAAAAACGGGCUCAUCCAACGCCUUUUACGCACAAGCUUUUAACCAUGAUUAAGAAAAUGUCGCCGUCCGAGAGUGAUUUUGACAUCCCCGCCAAGAACUGCUACAGGAUGGUGAUUUUGGGUUCCACCAAAGUUGGGAAAACAGCCAUCGUGUCCCGGUUCCUGAACGGGAGGUUCGAGGAGCAGUACACGCCGACCAUCGAGGACUUUCACAGGAAAGUGUACAGCAUUAAGGGAGACGUUUACCAGCUGGACAUACUGGAUACAUCAGGGAACCAUCCUUUCCCCGCCAUGAGGAGACUGUCCAUCCUAACAGGUGACGUCUUCAUCCUCGUCUUCAGCCUCGACAACCGCGACUCCUUCCAGGAGGUGCAGCGGCUCAAGCGGCAGAUCUACGAGACCAAGUCGUGCCUGAAGAACAAGAUCAAGGAGAACAUCGACGUGCCGCUGGUGAUCUGCGGCAACAAGGGGGACCGCGAGUUCCACCGCGAGGUGCAGCAGCAGGAGAUCGAGCAGCUGGUGGCCGGCGACGACAAGUGCGCCUACUUCGAGAUCUCCGCCAAGCGCAACGAGAACGUGGAUAAGAUGUUUCAGACUCUGUUUACUUUGGCCAAACUACCUCACGAAAUGAGCCCCGACCUGCACCGCAAGGUGUCCGUGCAGUACUGCGACAUGCUGCACAGGAAGUCCCUGAAGAACAAGAAGAUGAAGGACAUUGGGGAGGCGUACGGCGUGGUGACGCCGUGCGCGCGGAGACCCAGCGUGCACAGCGACCUCAUGUACAUUAAAGAGAAGGCGGUAGGAGGCGGACAGGGCAAGGACAAGGAGAGGUGCGUGAUCAGCUAAGCGGACCAAAACAAAAACAAAAAAAAGCUGGACGCAGAUCUUUGAGAGAAACACGGAGCCUUGACGCGACCUGUGCGGUUCGCAUGCGCUCGAACUGACGGCGGCGGAGUGGAGACGCCGCGGCCGCGGCCGCCGCUGUGCGCUCUGGCGCAGCGCCGUCUCCAAGGGACACUGACUUUGUGGAGUCCGCGACAAAACCACUGAAAAUAAACACACACACACACAUUGUAGUGCCCACGAGGCCUUUAAGUAUGUUAGCUUCUUCUGUCAGUGUGACGUGGCUUCAUACCUUGUGAGACUCGCGCAUCGAUGCGUAAAAUAAAUGUGUGUUGUUGACGUCAUGCCUUUAAAAAGAUGCCAGAGGAGAGAAAAGAGACUCAUGGCUCAGGUGGCGCGAGCGUGGAAGGAGAAGAAGAAAAUGAUGCUGUUUACAUUUGUUUAUAUAGAUUUUUUACAUAUAUAUAUAUAAUGGCUUUGUGCACUUGAAUGUAUUGUUGCAAUCCAAAGUAUUUUUUGAAUGUAUAUUUAUUUGUCAAUGUCAAUGAAUCUUUUUGCAAAGAAGUCAAAGAAAA